Messenger RNA from Pseudoliparis swirei, 2381 nucleotides. RefSeq lists its product as uncharacterized. NCBI's taxonomy places the organism in Eukaryota, Metazoa, Chordata, Actinopteri, Perciformes, Liparidae. The coding region runs from base 252 to 1889 and encodes 545 amino acids. The record is from RefSeq and is a predicted model, not a curated record. The transcript has 8 exons.
CUGUUGUAUAAUAGUAUUGUGAACUUGCUAGCGAGGGUACCGCAUAGCAUUGGCUGUGUGUCUGGGACGGUGCACAUCAGUCUAGAGCCGCUAGCCACCGUGCAGCUAUCCCCAUGGGCUACAGGGACACACGUGGACCCUAUGCUGUUGUAUAAUAUUUCGAUUGUAAUUCAUCUUUAUAUAAAUAUAUAUUCAAUCACUCUUUAGUAUAAAACAUACACUGACGCUGUGUUUUUAUUAAUUAGCAGAUCAUGGAUAAUAUAAAUAUUGGUAACGUCGAAAAUAUGCUGCCGUCAGCUGCUGUAUGUUCCGGUAACAGGCUGAAACGUAGGCGACCGCCCGCAGUCGUAAAGUCAACCCCCCCAAAGACAUGUGCGCAACAGCUGUUCGACCCCGCCCCACCGAUCAAUGACUCCGCAUCAGAACUAGCUGCGGCAAUAGCUGGUAUACCUGGGGUUGUCGCUUUCAAGACUCCUAUGAGACCUGCUGGUGUUAAAAUAUUGACACAUCCUGUUGCAUACAGUCAGGACAUCUGUGCACAGCUAUCAGAGGCUUUAAAGACCCCUUUGAGACAUGCUGGUGUUAAAAUAUUGACACAUCCAGUGGCAUACAGUCAGGACAACUGCACACAGCUAUCAGAGGAUUUUCAGAGCAGACCAGACCUAGCAUCAGCCCCCUGGUGUGGGAACACCCCCUCAUCAGAUGAUGACCCCCUUAGCUGUGCUCAAUUGUACACACUCUCAUCACCAAAGCCAAAGAAGAAGAAGCAGAAGAAGCUGAUAAAUAACAGAGCGGCGAUUCCAUUAUCAAGGGAUACGUCUACACUAUGUGUCGAAACGCAGACCAUUGAUAAUACAUGCUCUUCUGAGACACAAACACCUAGGGAGCCAACGACGAGAACACUUGCUACACAGACAAAGCAGUGUAUUCAAAACCGUAAAAGAUCCGUGAAAGCCUCGCAGGAGCCAACGACAACAGUUGCUACACAGACAAAGCCGUGGAUUCAAACCGUCCCCAAGAAAGCCGUUAAAAGAUCUGUGAAAGCCUCCAUUACCCGAUUCCACACCCGUACAGACCCUACAGACAUCAGCAGCAGCAGCAGCAGCAGCAGCAGCAGCAGCAGCAGCAUCAUCAACAAUACACCCAACGACAUCCUCGUCGAUGACAUUGUGAUAAAUUCAGGUUUUGACGCUCCGUCCCCACAGAUUGUGAUACAACCUAUGGUUCAUACAUCAACAGCUCUAUGUUUAAAUGACUAUGAUUUACCACUGGUUCAGGCAUCACAAGAUCUAUAUUUAAAUGCCUAUGAUAUACCAACCGAUGUGCAAGAUCUUUUAGACAACGUCUACCCAGAGCACCUGUUUGAUGGGAGGGGUGUUUGUUCCAAAGGUGUUGUCGAUAAUCAGUAUACAGAAUUGAGAGGUUUGCUUGGCGACAUACAGGGGGGCAUUAGUACGCUAAACACAUCACACAUUAACUUGGUAGCCGUCCUAUCUGACCGUCACAGGUCUGAGGAUAAAACGGUGGCCGACUUUAACACUACACUUUUAGAGGCCAUCAAUGCACACGGUAUUGGUCUGUCUGCCGACAUACACAGGGAGAUUAGUGCACUACACACAUCACUCAAUACCUUAGGCUCCGCCCUAUCUGCCCGUCACAGGGCUGAGGAUAAAGCAUCGGCCGUCGUGAGCACGAAGCUUUUAGAGGCUAUCAAUGCCCUUGGGGUUGGUCUGUAUGCCUACUACCGUGUCGAGAAUAAAACCACUAUCGAUGUGGUAAAUACCCUCGGUGUAACUCUCGGCAGAAUUGCACAACAGUUAGUCCGCAGAAGCAAUGUCAACAACACCAUCACUCGUGCUCUAAUAACCACAAAACACAAUCCUGUUUGAACAGAUGUAGACUUCUGCCGUGUUAUACCAUCCACAUCCACAGGGGGGAGCCACAGUUGUUUUAUUUUUAUAUACAAUGUCAACAACACCAUCACUUGUGCUCUAAUAACCACAAAACACAAUCCUGUUUGAACAGCUGUAGACUGCUGCCGUGUUAUACCAUACACCUCCACAGGGGGGAGCCACAGUUGUUUUAUUUUUAUAUAUAUAUAUUUUUUUGCUUCCAUUUUUACAUUUUUUUUUUUUUUACUACGCUAUAACUGUCUAAUGUAGUUUUUUCUUUGUUUCAACGGUGUUUUUUUCUUUGUUUCAACUGUGUUUGUUCACAUAAUGUCGCCACCACGUAAGGUUUGUCGUUAUAGCCCAUCACACUGUAUCAGUGGUCAGGAUCUCGCUGUUGAUAGGUUAUCAGAUACAACUGAUGAUGAUGAUGAUGAUGAUGAGCUGGCAUGCCCUAUACACACACAAAUAAAUCCUUUGGCAACUCUUGAA